Molecule: messenger RNA, 2378 nt
Organism: Psammomys obesus (fat sand rat)
Lineage: Eukaryota; Metazoa; Chordata; Mammalia; Rodentia; Muridae
Product: zinc finger CCCH domain-containing protein 13
Cellular component (GO): nuclear speck
Molecular function (GO): metal ion binding
Source: RefSeq, a predicted model, not a curated record
AAAGAAUCUUCAAGAGGGAGACAUAGAGACAAGGAAGACAUAAAAAUUGUUAAGGAGAGAACUCCAGAAAGUGAAGAAGAAAAUGUAGAGUGGGAAACGAACAGAGAUGACUCUGACAAUGGAGAUAUUAAUUAUGAUUAUGUUCAUGAGUUAUCACUGGAAAUGAAACGUCAGAAAAUACAGAGAGAAUUAAUGAAGUUGGAACAAGAAAACAUGGAUAAGAGAGAAGAAAUUAUCAUUCAAAAGGAGGUUUCCCCAGAAGUGGUUAGAGCAAAGUUGUCUCCAUCACCCUCUCUGAGAAAGUCCAGUAAAUCACCAAAGCGAAAGUCCAGCCCUAAGACAUCUUCAGCUGGCAAGAAAGAGCGGAAGGCUGCGGUGGUGGCUUCUCCACUGUUGGACCAGCAGAGGAAUUCAAAAAGCAACCAAAGUAAAAAGAAAGGGCCACGGACUCCCAGUCCACCUCCUCCUAUACUAGAAGACAUCAUUCUGGGGAAAAAAUACAAAGAAAAGUAUAAAGUGAAAGACAGGAUAGAAGAAAAACCAAGAGAUGGAAAGGACAGAGGACGGGAAUUUGAAAGGCAAAGAGAAAAAAGAGAUAAGCCAAGGUCCUCCUCUCCAGGACAGCACCAUUCUCCUCUGUCUUCUAGACAUCAUUCUUCAUCCUCACAGUCAGGAUCAUCUAUUCAGAGACAUUCUCCUUCUCCUCGUCGGAAAAGAACUCCUUCCCCAUCCUACCAGCGGACUUUAACUCCAUCUUUACGACGCUCUGCCUCUCCUUAUCCAACGCAUUGUUUAUCUUCUCCUCAGAGAAAGCAAAGUCCUCCAAGACAUCGCUCUCCAAUGCGAGAGAAAGGGAGGCAUGAUCAUGAGCGGACUUCACAAUCACAUGAUCGGCGUCAUGAAAGGAGGGAAGAAACUCGAGGCAAAAGGGAUAGAGAAAAGGAUACCAGAGAAGAGCGAGAGUCUGAACACGACCACAGGGAUGACAGAGAACUGCGAGACAGCCGGGACCGGAGAGACACUAGAGACCGCAGGGAACUGAGAGACUCCAGAGACAUCCGCGACUCCAGAGAGAUGAGGGAUUAUAGCAGAGAUACCAAGGAGAGCCGUGACCUCAGAGAUUCUCGAUCUGCUCGGGAUGUCCAUGACUACAGGGAACGAGAUGCUCGGGACGCUCGGGAUGUGCGGGACGCUCGGGAUGUGCGGGACACUCGAGAUGUUCGGGAUGCUCGGGAUACCCGAGAUGUUCGAGAUUCCCGGGAUGUUCGCGAUGCCAGGGAUGUCCGCGACGCCCGGGAUGUCCGCGAUGUUCGUGAUGUGCGUGAUGCUCGUGAUGGUCAUCGGAAGGAGGAUGUGUACCAGGAAGAAACGCGCAGUUAUGGCAGAAACCACCUGAGAGAAGAGAGUUCUCGAGUUGAGCUAAGGAAUGACUCUAGAAGCGAGUCUCGAAGUGAAAUCAGAAAUGACCGGAUGGGCAGAAGUAGGGGUAGAGGUCCAGAGCUGCCUGAAAAGGGAAGUCGAGGAACAAGAGGUUCCCAAAUGGAUAGCCACAGUAGUAGCAGCAACUACCACGACAGCUGGGAAACUCGAAGUAGCUAUCCUGAAAGAGACAGAUACCCUGAGAGAGACACUCGAGAUCAAGCAAGGGACUCUUCCUUUGAGAGAAGGCAUGGAGAAAGAGACCGUCGGGACAACAGAGAGCGAGCUUCUAUGUUCUACACCUCCUGCUGCCCCUAUCCUUUGCCAUCAAUGUUCUCAGAUCCUGCUGGGGGUACAGAGAAGAUAAGAGAUCAAAGACCAAGCUCACCUAUUCGACAUCAGGGAAGGAGUGAGGAGCUUGAGCGUGAUGAAAGAAGAGAGGAACGAAGAAUAGACAGAGUGGAUGAGAGAAGAGAUGAAAGGAUUAGAGACAGAGACAGGGAUCGAGAGCGAGAAAGGGAGCGGGAGAGAGAGCGGGAACGAGAUCGGGAGCGAGAAAAGGAAAGAGAAAGAGAACUAGAGAGAGAGAGAGCUAGAGAGCGGGAGAGAGAGAAAGAGAGGGAGAGGGAGCGAGAACGAGAGAGAGAUCAGAGAGAACGUGACCAUGAUCGAGAGCGAGAAAGAGAGAGGGAACGUGAGCGGGAGAGAGAAAAAGAAAGGGAGCGAGAGCGAGAAGAGAGGGAGAGGGAGAGAGAACGGGAAAGGGAGCGUGAGAGAGAACGGGAGCGUGAGAGAGAGCGGGAGCGGGAGCGAGAAAGGGCCAGAGAAAGAGAAAAAGAACGAGAGCGGCAAAGAGAGUGGGAAGAUAAAGACAAAGGACGUGAUGACCGAAGGGAGAAGCGCGAGGAUGUCCGAGAGGACAGGAACCCCAGAGACAACCACGAGGAGAGGAAGUCCAA